CGAAACAGUAAUAAUGGAUUCAUUUCAUGGCUAUAAAUCUGCAAAUCCAACUACUGUUUAGGGUUUCCACGUUCUUCCAUUUCGUAAUCCCUCUGCUUCAAUCGAUCUCCUCCGCACGUUUAUCAUUGGUAUCGUGGUUGAAAUUGUAAGCCUCGAGCUGAAAUGAUUUGAUUACCUGUUGCCGUUGAUCUUGAUCUCAUUCAAUCUGUUAUGUAUGUGCGUUUGUGAGAGAAAGAGAUUUUGGGAUUUCUUUUGUUAUGGAUUCCGAAACUGAAUGUUCGGUUGUCCACUCCGGGCAAGACGAUCAUCAGGUCGUGUCACCGGAUGAUGAGACACGACCUGAUGAUCAUAAUAAUGAGAUUAGGAAUAAUGGGAACGGGUCUUGUACUGACCAGACCCAUGAUUUGGCAAUCCCUGAAAAUUUAGCGGAUGUACAGACCCGACAAACACAGCCAUCCGAAGUGGAAUCCAAAUCGCCUCCUGGUGAGAUUUCAUCUCCACCCACUAGAGGCUUUGGAUUGAAGAAAUGGAGGAGAAUUAGGAGAGAUGGGGUCAAGGAUAGUCCUUCCCCUACUGUUGAUUCAAGUAAAAUCUUGAAGAGGUUAUUGACUGGUAAUGACAACUCAAGCAAACAUCAGCAUGAGAUGAAGGUUAGUAGUGAGGGUUCUGUUGGAUCUGUAAAUGUGUUAAAGAAUGCUGGCGCCGGGGCUGUUGAUGGUUUUGCAUUUCGCAGCGUGGAUUCCGAUUCUAGGAAUGCAGUUGGGUCUGUUUUUGUAGCUGGUACGGAUUCAGAGAAUAGUGAGGAUCGUAGUAGCAAGUCUUCCACAGCUGCCAGUGCUCCUAAGGCCAAGUUUGACCAGCCUGCGGUAUUGGGACAGGGAAGAGAGAAGAAUAAGGUUAAGGGUAUGAGUGCUAAGACUUUGGGUAAUUCUUCUCAAAGGAUUCCUCAAGGAAAGGCUAAGAUUGAAAGUAGUAAAAAGGCUAGAGGAGAAAGGGUCAGGUUUGAGAAGGAAAAUUCUCAUUCCAGCAUCGAAUCUGAUUCUAGAAGCUCCAACUUUUGCUUUACACAGGGUUCCAAUGUGAGUAGUAAUGGAAAGCAGAUUGGAAGGUCAGUGAGUUAUGAUGGGGAAAAUAGUGAGGAUGCUCAUGCAAACGAACAACAAUUCAGCGAGGAUGUUCAAACAAGUUUUAGCAAAAAGAAUGUGGGCGAAGUUGAGGAUUUACAAGAUGAUUCGGCAGCCGAGAAUUCUUGGGGGGUUAAGGAAGGAAAAAGUGGGAACAACAUGUUCUCAACAGGCCGGGAUCCACUGGUUGAAUCCAUGCUUAGUCUGCAGUCUGUACAAGAAGCACUUGAAAAAGAAGUAAAGAAAUUAGCAGAGAUUAGGAAGGAGCCUAUAUUGGCUGACAGUUUGAUGGAGGGCGGUAGUGUGCAUUCUGACUCUGCUAGUCCAGGAAUUCAAGAACCUUACCUAUCUAACCAGUUAAACUCCGAAAAAUCUACACAAAUGGAUGUUGUCUCCUUGCAGGCGAAGGUUUUGAGCUUGGAACAAAAUGUGAAAGUUCUGGAAAGCAAACUAGACGAGUCCAAGAAUUUACUCGUAUCGAAAGAAACCAAGGUUGCCGAACUCAAAGCCACCAUUAACAGCACCAAGUUUCUGAAGGAAGAAUCAGGUAGCACAAUAGAUUUACAGGACAAAAGUUAUAGGCAGAUAGAAAAUGAGCUGGAGGGCCUGUUUAAGCAAAGGAUCGAAGCUGAAAUCGAGUUUUUAUUGAUUUCAAUGGCAACACAGAAUUUAAAGGUCAUUGCAGAAAAGCAAACGACACUCUUUGAAGAACAAGAAACCACGGCAGAGGAACAAGCCCAGAUGCUAAACAAGCUCGGAAAUGCAGAAAUAAAAGCUGCAAAGCUAGAGAAACAAGCACAUGAAUUAGAAAAACAUUGGGGUGAUAUUUUUGAGAGUGAAGAGGUUUUAGUUACUCGGAGGAAAGUACAUAAGGUUACAUGGUGUGUUUGUACUCAGUCGAUACUGCUCAUCUUAGUACUUUGGUGUUUCGUUUUGCAGUUAACGCCUCUUCCUGAGGCGGUUGUGCCCACCUAAGUGUGGAACUAGUAGGGAGCAGGCUUAAAUUUUUGUUUUUGUUGUGUUUAUUUUUUUGUGUUUCCAACAUUUGUGGGGGGUAAUAUUUGGACUGGAUGGGGAUGGUGGGGUAGAUUGUAGCAGUAAAGUUUUGUUGAAAAUGUUUCUGUAAUUCAUUUGUUGUUGUUGUUGUUGUUGAUAGACAUCAGAGCUUCUCAAAAUCAUUGUCCAGCAGAAGUAUUUGAUAGAGUAAAGAGUUGCUCAGCAGUGAAAGUGGAAGUGCUUCUCAUAUUUGUAGUAAAUGUAGCUCAUAGGAGAGAGAAAGUGAGAGAGAAAGAGAGAGAGAGAGAGAGAGAGAUGUCAGAUGUCAGAUGUCAGAUGGAAUGUUUUGCUUUUCAAAACUGGUUCAACUUUAUCAAUAAUCUACUGUGGCUGUGGCACACCAAAACCUAUUGUAUUCCCCACCAGGUCAAAAAAAAUUGUAUGUAAAAAAGCAUAUGGAAAAAAGAAGCAAGGCUAUUUAUGUUGACAGUGAUUGUUCAUAAAUUGUCAAAUUUUUGCAUAUUUGAUUUUUGUUAUAAAUAAAGCUACUUUACUACUUGUA
This is a messenger RNA of Humulus lupulus (European hop), 2682 nucleotides long. Its product is annotated as WPP domain-interacting protein 2-like. The transcript is spliced from 3 exons. NCBI's taxonomy places the organism in Eukaryota, Viridiplantae, Streptophyta, Magnoliopsida, Rosales, Cannabaceae. The record is from RefSeq and is a predicted model, not a curated record. The coding region runs from base 258 to 2099 and encodes 613 amino acids.